UUAAUUCCAUUUAUCUUUCUGAAUAUAAAUACAUGCACUGAUUUGUGUGUGUGUGUGUGUGUGAGUCAUUGUAAAAGAAUUAGAGACAUGACACCCCCAGAGCUGUAUGCUUUUCUAGCAUCCACAAUUGGCAGUUUAAUGCUUUUCUGGCCUUUUUUCCGGCCAUACCUCCCAUAUUCACUUCAAAGCUUCAUUCAAAGUUACUGCCAGAGAUGGGUGGGUUCUCUUUCCCCUUACGUCCAUGUUACCUUCCAUGAGUUCAUUGGAGAGCGACUGAUGCGCAAUGAAGCUCACUCUGCUAUUCAAAACUAUCUCAGCUCUAGUUCCUCCAUGCACGCAAAGCGGCUCAGGGCUGAAAUGACAAAGAACAAGCAGUCCCUUAUUCUCAGCAUGGAUGAUUAUGAAGAGAUUACCGAUGAAUUUGAAGGAGCGAAACUCUGGUGGUAUUCUGGUAAGUCUAUUUCAAAUAAGCAGCAGCCUUUUUCUCUCUAUCCUUUUACAGAUGAGAAGCGGCAUUACAAGCUUACUUUUCACAAACAACACCGGGAUCUCAUCAUAGGACCUUAUCUGGAUCAUGUCUUAAAAGAGGGUAAGGAGAUUGAGAUCAGGAAAAGACAGAGGAAGAUGUAUAUGAACCAUGAUGGGAUGUGGAGCUCUGUAGUGUUUGAACAUCCAACAACAUUUGAGACGCUAGCAAUGGAACCAGAGAAGAAGCAGGAAAUCAUGGAGGACUUGAUCAGCUUCAGCAAAGCAGAAGAGCUCUAUGCAAGAAUUGGGAAGGCAUGGAAGAGGGGUUAUCUCCUUUAUGGUCCUCCAGGUACUGGAAAGUCCUCCAUGAUUGCUGCCAUGGCAAAUCUUUUAAACUAUGAUAUCUAUGAACUCGAACUGACUGGUGUGAAGGAUAACACUGAGCUGAGGAGGCUGUUGAUGGAUGUAUCAAACAAGUCUGUUAUGGUUAUUGAGGAUAUAGAUUGUUCACUUAAUCUCACCAAUCGGAGAAAGACAAUAAGAGAGGAAGAGGAAGAAGAAAUGAAGGAUCCAAAGCAAAACCCUCUUAAAGAUGAAAGAGAUUCAAAAAGUAGCCGGGUUACUCUCUCAGGGCUGCUAAACUCCAUUGAUGGGUUGUGGUCAGCUUAUGGGGGAGAAAGAAUUAUCGUCUUUACAACAAAUCAUGUUGAAAAACUAGAUCCAGCUCUGAUUCGGGAUGGAAGGAUGGAUAAAUAUAUAGAAAUGUCAUACUGUGGAUUUGAAGGAUUCAAGGUGUUAGCUAAUAGGUAUCUGAAACUAGAGUCACACCAUUUAUUUUCCAGGGUUGGUGAACUGUUACAAGAAGCCCAGAUGACCCCGGCCAAGGUGGCAGGGCAUUUGAUGCCAAAAACUAUAUCAGGGGAUGCUGAAAUCUGCCUGGAAAGUCUGAUCAAGGCUCUUGAAUUGGUGAAGGAGACGGCAGGACUGAAAGCCGAGAAAGAAGCAAAAUAGAAGGAAUCGUAUCUGAAAGAAGAAACAGGAGAGGGCAGAACAACUUUCAGAUCAAGAAGUGUAGAACGAGAAAAUUCAAGUCAAUAAAGAAAGAAAAUAAAAUGCACUGUCAAUGUUGUUGAUUGUUGAAAAUUUGUUUCCUUGGAUUUUGCUCUGCAAGUUAAGUGUGUAUGAACAUCGUAUUAUGUUUGUAGCAAUAAAAAGAUGGACAUUAGCGUUGCUUUCUCUCUCUGUUUGCCUGCCAUUAUGUAAUAUU
Rubroshorea leprosula is the source of this 1735-nucleotide messenger RNA. NCBI's taxonomy places the organism in Eukaryota, Viridiplantae, Streptophyta, Magnoliopsida, Malvales, Dipterocarpaceae. The record is from the annotation of a GenBank genome assembly.